Erythranthe guttata (spotted monkey flower) is the source of this 906-nucleotide messenger RNA. RefSeq lists its product as uncharacterized. The record is from RefSeq and is a predicted model, not a curated record. NCBI's taxonomy places the organism in Eukaryota, Viridiplantae, Streptophyta, Magnoliopsida, Lamiales, Phrymaceae.
AUGGCGGACAGACUCAAUAUCAUUCUCAAGAGCUCGCGAGAGAUCACGCCUUCCGUUACGCCGGAAGCUGUUUGGAGAGCGGCGAAGCCGGAAAGCACAGCCGACGUCGAAAUCCCGGAGGACGUCAACAGUUUCAGCCGGGAAGCCAUUAUCGCCAAAUUGGACGGGAACCCCAAUUACUUCGUCCGCAAUCAAUACGAGCGGCUCAGGAUUUUACCCAGAUCGCCGGAUGUUGGGAUUGUUCGAAUUGAUGGCAUAACCCAGGUCGUACGCUUGGAAUUAGGGCUAGCAGCAUUGUUGAUCGAAAGCCCUAUCGAUUUGGAAACAGCAUACCUAAAUGCUGCUCAACAGGAAGAAGACGAUUCACAGAACAAUGAAGAUGAACUUAAUGGAAACUUGAAUGAUGGGGUUGGAGAUGGACCAGAGGUCCAGGCGAUUCAACAAGAUCCAAUCGAAGAAGAUCUAAUCGAUGAAGCUGCAGCUCCUGGUUGGAAUUUUGGGGCUCUAUGUUCUGUUGCUGGACAAGGGGUUAUCAUUCUUGAACGUAUAUGGGUAUUGGAUAGGUAUUUUAAGGUGGCGAAGCAUUUUCGGAAUCAAUGGGUCUCCUACUUUGAGGGCGGAGCGUAAGAGUAAAGGCUUGAAGACAACUAACUGCUGAAUGGAAACUUGAAGAUACUCGAUCGAGUGCAACAUAUUAUUUUCUUUUAUUGUCUAUAGUUACUAAGACGACAUUUCCAUCACAUCUUGUAUAAAACUAGCUUCAACAAGUUUUUACCUUUUUGUCGGGGUUUAAUUUUUGCAUGCCCCUUGCUUACAUUAGUUGCAUCGAAUGGGUAUAAUCGAUUCGAUUGUGAUUGCCUUGGGAUUAUUUUGGUUAUAAGAUUGGAUUGAUUUAAAAAGGAUUGA